Molecule: messenger RNA, 315 nt
Organism: Guillardia theta CCMP2712
Lineage: Eukaryota; Cryptophyceae; Pyrenomonadales; Geminigeraceae
Exons: 2
Source: RefSeq, a predicted model, not a curated record
CCCGUCAAACAUACUAGUCCCGUCAAACAGACUAGUCCCGUCAUACAGGCUAGUCCCGUCAAACAGACUAGUCCCGUCAAACAGACUAGUCCCGUCACGGUCAAACAGGCUAGUCCCGUCAAACAGACUAGUCCCGUCAAACAGACUAGUCCCGUCAAACAGACCAGUCCCACCAGUCCCGUCAAACAGACUAGUCCCGUCAAACAGACUAGUCCCGUCAAACAGACUAGUCCCGUCAAACAGACUAGUCCCGUCAAACAGACUAGUCCCGUCAAACAGACUAGUCCCGUCAAACUGCUACUAGGCCGACGGUAG